This is a messenger RNA of Nelumbo nucifera (sacred lotus), 1288 nucleotides long. RefSeq names its product protein rolling protein. NCBI's taxonomy places the organism in Eukaryota, Viridiplantae, Streptophyta, Magnoliopsida, Proteales, Nelumbonaceae. Gene Ontology annotation, cellular component: membrane. The record is from RefSeq and is a predicted model, not a curated record.
CUCUCUCUCUCUCUGGCUGGCAUUAGAUUCUAGAGAUGCUGGUGAUGGUCCACAGCUGAUGCUUGUUAUUUAGAUUACUAUCAGAUAGAAAGGAACGCCCAACUGAGGCCAUGGCGCUAGUGAUCUACUGGUACGACUUCAUCUGCUUCGCCAUUGUCGCUGGCGCCAUCUUAGGUUCUCUAUGGGUUCUUAGGCGGAGAGAGGGCUCCGGAACUUGUGAGGAUCACUCCGCAUACGAGAGCCUGCUGGUGGCUCAGUCGGACACUGAAGGGUUUGCUGGGGUGACACGGUUACGGGCCGGUCACCUCAGCUCCACUCAACUCUGGACCAGUUGUUGGCGUGGGCUGCACCCUGUAUGGCUCUUAGUGUCACGCACCGUCUCAGCCGUAGUCAUGAUCGGACUGCUUCUUUGGGACGUUCGUCGAUACGACGCCAGCAUCUUCGUUUACUACACCGAGUGGACAUUUACAUUAGUCAUUCUCUAUUUUGCGCUUGGUAUCAUUGCAUCUGUUCAUGGAUGCUUGAUGCAUUCAAAAAGACCUUGGACUGAAAAUGAUGAAAACAAUGGAUAUCUGAAGAGCGAUUUAGAAGGACGUAACUCUACAAGCACCAUAAAUUUAAGAACACACAAAGUCAGGGGCACCAUCAAGUUGCAAAGUCAUCAUGAGCAAGAUGCGACAGAACAAAGAGCUGGAUUUUGGGGAUAUCUAAUGCAAACUAUAUUUCAGACCUGUGCAGGUGCUGUGAUUCUUACGGAUGUUGUAUUUUGGUUUGUCAUAGUUCCAUUCUUGUCAAUCCAGCGUUUUAGCCUAAACCUGUUAAUGGGGUGCAUGCAUUCUUUCAACCUUGUGUUUCUUCUCCUUGACACUGCUCUCAACAGUCUUCCUUUCCCUUGGUUCCGGCUUGCAUAUUUUGUUCUCUGGAGUUGUCUCUACGUCAUUUUCCAAUGGAUUAUUCACGCUUGUGGGUUUACAUGGUGGCCGUAUCCUUUUCUUGAACUGUCGAUCCCAUGGGCACCUCUUUGGUAUUUCGGUUUGGCUGUGGUUCACAUCCCAUGUUACGGUCUGUAUGCAUUGAUUGUAAAAAUAAAAAACGCAGUUUUCUCGAGAUUGUUCCCCGAGGCAUACAUAAGGUGUUAAUUAGCUUCUCCAUUUCUUAUUGUUCUUUGAAAAAUGGUUGUACCUGAUGGUGAUCCGUCUGUGUGAAUGCCUAGUGUACGUAGAGGAGGGAGGGUUUGAUGUAGCGGCAAUCACCUCUUCUAGUGAAUCAAUCAAAAGGAUGUUUAUUA